AUGUAUGUACGGAGUACGUACGAUGUAUACUGGCUCCCUGCCCAAUCUCCGUGCCGAGCACUCCUUCGGGCGUAUCUUGUAUCCCACAUCCCUCCAACGCUUUCGGUCAGCUUAUCCAGUAUACUAGGUAUGCAAUUGGUGACUGCAAACGGCUUACAGCGUGUUGGCUCACCCGUGCCAACAGUAUUUUCUUUUCAGCGGAAACUGACAAAUGCCACUUUUAUUAUAGGCACCAUACACUGUUGCAUCGUAGAUCCAAUGAAAAAACCUAACUUACGCCAACCAGCAUUCCGUGAUCGCCCUCCAUCCCUGUUCAUGUUAUGCGGCUGGGCUGGUCAUGUCAACGCUUCAACCACUCAGAAUUACCUUUCCGCCUGGAAAGAUGAGCAACUUUCGACCCGAAGGAUUUACGCCCAGUCAACCCCAAACCCGAAGUGGCUCUUGGCAUGUUUUCGAUUGCGUACUGUGGACAUCAUAGUAUCACAACAGACACCAAUGCCAUGGGGCUCAGCCUUUCUUGUGUCUAAUUGUCUUUUCUUUUGAUGUAUCAUCA
This is a messenger RNA of Microsporum canis CBS 113480, 553 nucleotides long. RefSeq lists its product as uncharacterized. The record is from RefSeq and is a predicted model, not a curated record. The transcript has 2 exons. Bases 1 to 543 code for a protein of 180 amino acids. NCBI's taxonomy places the organism in Eukaryota, Fungi, Ascomycota, Eurotiomycetes, Onygenales, Arthrodermataceae.